ACCGAAGCUUCAGCCGGGCAGUCAGCCUGCGCUGUCCCGGCGGGCCCCGCGCCGGGGUCAGCAGUGCGGGAGGAGGGACAGGUCCCCUCGGUGCGUGCCGAGCCGCGCCCGGGGGAGUGGAACUGGGAGCACCGCCCGCCACCGCCUCAGCGGGAGAGGAGGGAAGGGGAGGCGGGAAGCAGCUGCUGUGGACAUCACUGCCGUGGCGGCAGGCUGUGCCCAGCCCGCGGCACGGCUCUUCUGCGCGGAGCGCCAUGGCCCAACCGCAGCCGACCACCACUGAGAGCUCCGAGGCCGCGGUGCCCGUCGCUGGGGCCGGUGGCCCCGUGCAGAUCCGAGUGGCCGUCCAGGAGGACGAGGAGGAGGACGGUGGAGCGCCGUGCCCGGCGAUGCGGAGCGGCGGCAGCUGCAGCGAGGACGAUUCGGGGCGCUACGGGCGCUCUAGUGGUGGGGAAAAUGAUGAUGACUCUGACCAGAACUGGACACCACCAGAAAAUGACCUUAUCCAGAAGUUAGUAGCACAGAUUGAGUAUUACUUCUCAGAUGAGAACCUUGAGAAAGAUGCCUUCCUUCUAAAGCAUGUGAGAAGAAAUAAGAUGGGCUAUGUCAGUGUUAAACUGCUCACUUCCUUUAAGAAGGUCAAACACCUUACCCGUGACUGGAGAACCACAGCCUAUGCACUGAAGUACUCAGACACUCUUGAGCUCAAUGAUGAUAACAGAAAGGUUAGAAGAAGUACUCCAGUUCCAGUGUUUCCAAGUGAAAACCUCCCUACCAGGAUGUUACUGGUGUAUGAUAUCCACAUGAUGUCAGAGCUGCAUGCUCUUAAACAACAAGAAAAUGGAUGCAUGCAAGAAAGGAUAAUGGAGCAUCUCCUCAAAGCCUUUGUAACUUUUGGUGUAAUUUCAUCCGUUCGUAUUCUCAAGCCUGGUAGAGAUCUACCACCUGACAUCAGGAAAGUCAGCAAUCGGUACGCCCAACUGGGAACUCAGGAAUGUGCAAUUAUAGAAUUUGAAGAAGUAGAUGCUGCUGUGCGUGCUCAUGACUUCAUGUGUGCCAAAGAGAAAGAGAGCAGCAUGAAAGUUGUCCUAAUAGGCAUGAAACCUCCAAAGAAAAAGGUUCCCAAAGACAAGAACCGUGAUGAAGAUAGCAGCAAGAGUCUUAAGAAGGGUCGAUCUCUUAAUAAGAGAGUUGAGGAACUGCAGUUUGUUGGUGAUGAAUCUUCAGCAAAUAGUUCCUCUGACGCAGAGAGUAAUCCAACAUCACCACUGUCAGGGCGCAAAAGUACUGCAACAAAUACUAUGAGUAAUUUGAGCCCUGUCAUUUACCCAAACAACCAUCUGAGUCCUAACGUGUCACCCAGAUCAAGUCCUUGGAACAGUCCAUCUUCACUAAGAAAAGCAACCAAAAAGUCUCCACUGGCUGAAGACAGCAAGCUUAACUCAAGCAUGAGCCCUGAAAUUCCAAGGAAAUGUACAGAUUAUUCCUCAGACAGCAGUACCACUCCUUCUGGUAGCCCCUGGGUACAGAGAAGAAAAGCUCAAACUGUAACACAAGCAAAGAGUCCUGUAACUAGUCCCAUGUUGGCUCGAAAAAUACAAAAUGCAGAUGGUCUACCUGUAGGGGUGCUGCGGCUGCCUAAAGGUCCUGAUGGCACUAAAGGAUUCCACAGUGGAUGUGAAAGAAGGAAGGCUGUGAAAAAUGAACAAAUCCUUUAAAAGGAGAUCUCACAAGUCAGUCAAGUGUUUUUCUUCAAGCCUGGUGAAAAACUGUCACUGGAGUGACCAUGGUACAUCAGUAUUUAACUUCUAAAGAUUUUGUAUCCAUGUAUAGACUUUAUCAUUUGUAUAUUUAUAUAUUCAGUUUACAAAAUCACAGACCAGCUGAGGCUGGAAGGAAUCUCUGGAGAUUGUCCAGUCCCUCUCUGUUGCUCAGCCAGGGUCCACUAGAAUAGAUCAUGUGGGGUUUUAAAACAUCUGCAGGGACACAGACUCCCCAGUCUGGGCAGUGUGUAACUCGCACAGUUAAAGGUGUUUCCUUACGCUCAAGCUGAAUUUCCUGGUUUUAGUUUGUGCCUCUUUUCCUGUCACUGUGUGUCGUUAAGAAAAGCCUGGCUGCAUCCUCUAUACUCCUUCCCAUAUUUAAAAACAUUGAUGAGCUCCACCACCCUAAGCCUUGCCCAGUUUAAACAGCUCCAUCUCUCUAGGCCUUUCCUGUGAGAGAUGCACCAGUCUCUUCAGCAUCUGAGGCACUUAUGUAAUGCAGUGCCCCUUAUCUGCACCAUUAUUUUUCAAAAAUACAUUAGUUUGAAAUGCUUAAAUAUAGAAACAGGCACAGAAAUAAUUCAUGUAGCUACUUUAUUUUCAAAGCUACAAUCCUGAAGAGCAGUGUGCAAAUACUUAAGAGUUUAGUGGUGACACUUCAAUAAGUUGUGGUACGUUGCCAGCCUAAUCACAAGGAAUAGAGGUUUUGGAGACCUGUGUUUGUCUCAAAAGGAACUCUGAAAAAACUUACAGUGCACAGUUGCUCUCUGUUUACACACACCUCCAAAGACAACACUGCUUAGUAAGUCCAAAGUAUGUACUUUUGUGUGAUGCAAACAGAUUCUAAGCAUUGGAGUAAGUGCUGUAAGUGUUGGCUCAUAUCAUCAGACAGAAAUAAACACAAAUAUUAACUGGGA
This is a messenger RNA of Pogoniulus pusillus (Red-fronted tinkerbird), 2680 nucleotides long. It is a transcript of the gene LARP6, whose product is annotated as La ribonucleoprotein 6, translational regulator. Gene Ontology annotation, molecular function: mRNA binding. The record is from RefSeq and is a predicted model, not a curated record. Gene Ontology annotation, biological process: RNA processing. The coding region runs from base 255 to 1718 and encodes 487 amino acids. Gene Ontology annotation, cellular component: nucleus. NCBI's taxonomy places the organism in Eukaryota, Metazoa, Chordata, Aves, Piciformes, Lybiidae. The transcript has 3 exons.